This is a messenger RNA of Rosa chinensis, 1614 nucleotides long. Its product is annotated as rust resistance kinase Lr10. Gene Ontology annotation, molecular function: polysaccharide binding; ATP binding; protein kinase activity. The record is from RefSeq and is a predicted model, not a curated record. Gene Ontology annotation, biological process: protein phosphorylation. NCBI's taxonomy places the organism in Eukaryota, Viridiplantae, Streptophyta, Magnoliopsida, Rosales, Rosaceae.
AUGACUGAUGCAGAUGUUGUGCAUGGUGGAGUAGGUCUUGAAGAUUGCACAGAAGCAAGAUGUAGCAGCUAUGGCCCAGCUAUCCGGUUCCCAUUUCGACUUAAAGGUAGGCAACCGGUCCAUUGUGGUUACCAGGGCUUUGAUCUUUCAUGCACCAAUGGCAAUCAGACACUGCUUGAGAUGCCAUCAUCAUCUAAGCUCUUUGUUACAGAGAUUGAUUACACAUCACAGACAAUUGACGAAGAACCUGCACUUGAUUGCUUGGAUAGAGACAUUUUCAACCACAGUUCUUCUUCUGCCUUCAAAUAUGUAGGCAACAUAAGCCUUUUCAGUUGCCCACCAUCAACUGUGCAUGACUACAAAGAUGCUCUUGCAUACGCAGAAGGUUUCUCAUACAUGAUUCUCCACUGGUCCAUGCCAUCUUGUCAACAUUGUGAAGAGAAGGGCAAGCUAUGUCUGCUGAAGAAUGAAUUCACAAAUCCGACAGAUCCUCAAACUCAAUGCUUGGAUGUACCCAAAGCCAAAGGUCACAAACUUGGAGCUCCAACUAUAAAGAUAUUAGGUUAUUGCACAGUUUCUAUUAUUCUUAUAAUGACGGGAACAAUAAUCUGCUAUGUCUAUAGCUCUGUCAAAAGAGAAGAAGAAAAUCAGCUGAGAAUUAAAAGAUUUUUGGAUGACUACAAAGCUCUUAAGCCAAGCAGAUAUUCUUAUGCAGAUAUUAAGAGGAUAACAAAGCAGUUCAAGGAAAAGCGAGGUCAAGGGGCCUAUGGAACUGUGUUUAAAGGUAGAGUUUCCUCUGAAUUACUUGUUACUGUGAAAAUCCUCAACAAUUCAAAUGAGAAUGGGGAAGAUUUUAUUAAUGAAAUGGGCACAAUGGGUCAAAUCCACCAUGUCAAUGUGGUACGCUUGGUUGGUUACUGUGCUGAUGGCUUUAUACGAGCUCUUGUUUACGAAUUCUUACCAAAUGGUCCACUCCAUAAUUUCUUAUCAUCAGCAGAUAAUGAGAAUUCGUUCCUUGGCUGGGAUAAGUUGCAAGAUAUUGCUUUAGGUAUAGCCAAAGGAAUUGAAUAUCUUCACCAAGCUGGUUGUGAACAACAAAUCCUCCACUUUGACAUCAAACCCCAUAAUGUGUUGCUAGACUAUGAUUUCACUCCAAAAGUUUCCGAUUUUGGUUUAGCCAAGUUGUGCUCCAAGGAUCAAAGCGCCGUAUCCAUGACUGCAGCGAGGGGAACCAUGGGCUAUAUUGCACUAGAAUUCUUCUCAAGGAACUUUGGUAACGUGUCAUAUAAGGCAGAUGUUUAUAGUUUUGGAACAUUGCUUCUUGAAAUGGUUGGAGGCAGAAAGAAUUUUAAAGUCAUGGAAGACUCAACCAGCCAAGUCUACUUCCUAGAAUGGAUCUAUAAUCUCUUAGAACAAGGGAACGACCUGCGCAUCCAUAUUGGGGACCAAGGAAAUGUUGAAAUUGCUAGGAAACUUGCAAUUGUGGGUCUAUGGUGCAUCCUGCACCCAAUAGAUCGUCCUUCCAUGAAAACUGUAGUUCAUAUGUUGGAAGGGGAAGGUGACAAUUUGACCAUGCCUCCUAAUCCUUUUUCCUCUACUUCAUGUUCGAGUUGA